AUGUUCGGCAGUCAAUUCCAGACCCAACCGUUUGGCCAAUCGACGCCCGGUUACUAUCCCCACAUGAACGCCCAACAACACCACCAACAGCAGCAGCAGCAACAGCAGCAAAAUCAAUUUGCUUGGAUGCAAUACCAGCAAAUGCUGCAAGCGCAGCACUUUUACAGCCAGCAGCAGCAACAGCAACACCAGCAACAGGCUCAUGCAGCGUCGGCCAGCGAUAUUGGUACAAGCGCAGACAGCCGUCGACGCACUUCCUCGACGCCGCAACGACCUCAGCCCGUCACGUACAACGACACGUUCCGCCGUGAUCAGCAGCAGUCUGGGCCAGGUAUGGCGCCAGUUCCAGGUGCCUCGUACGCAGGCAACAUGGCGCAGUUCAACUCGAUGCGCAAUCUCAAUGGCCAGCCCGUGACCGCAAAUCAGUAUGGUCAGGUGCCUGCAUCGGGCCACUCUGCUUCGUCUUCGGUCUCCUCCGCACCCACAGGUGGAUUCCACCCUUACCGCAGAACACAGCGCGGCACUUCCGACGUGGGUGUGACUGGCUCGCAGAAUUUCCCUUCGAGCGUUUCAGCUGCGAACUCCAUGGCACCACCCGCAGCUGCGCCACGUAAUCGCACCUCGAGCGCCGCUUCGCAGUCCUCUUCGCGCGAGACUUCGCCCAUGCUUGCAGCUGAGCGCAAACGUGGCGUCGGCGCGCUUCCUUCUUCGACUUCGGCUCCUGGUAUUGCCAAUGGCCAUGCCUCCAAAAAUGUGCCUGCCUCGACUUCGUCUCAGGCCGGUCUCAGUCAUCUGCGCGGCGCACCGCCACGGACCAACAGCCAGUCUUCGAUCGGCUCGGACGCUUCUUCGAGGACAGCUACCGCUUCCAAUAGUGUCGGCAACGGUGCAGGCGCCCCAGUGCAUCAGCGAUCCGACUCGUCUGCGUCCCUCCAAUCUAUCAACACUUCGCAGCGUGGUCAGCCCGCCAGCAUCGCUUCUUCCAAGAAACCUUCGCCUCUGUCUAGACAGGCAGCCAAGGACGACGACGAAGAGGCUGUGUACGGUGGUAGCGAUGACGAUCGCGUCAACGGCGGUCGAUCCACUCCCAUGCCUGGCUACGCUCCCAAACCAGCCAAAAAGUCGGGUCUGUCUAGCAAACUGCGCAAAGCUUUGUCUUUCUCCAACAUGAACGACAUUCAAGAUAGCAGCGCUCAUGGCACUUCGGCAGCUGCAGCUGCUAGACGUCCGCAGAACGGCGGCGUGUACGGCCGUGACCUGGGCGGACUGCCCAACUCUUCCGGAGACACCAACGCCUCGACCGGAUCCACCCGCUCCACCUCGCCUCCACGAACGCCCGACAACGGCGCUGCUCCGCUGGGUUCGUCGGGCGCCUCCAUCACUUCGCGACGUACCACUCGCCCUCCUCUGUCCAACAACAACGAAGGCAAGCGAAGCAUCUUCAACCGCAAGUUCAACUCGUCCACCGACAACAUCUCCAUCUCGUCCACCGUCUCGAGCGCUUCGGUCAUGCUGCGCAAGGUAGGCAACCUCGGCAAGCUUGCUCGUCGCCACUCGCUCAUGGGCCUCACCAACAUGUUCAACAAGGACAAGGAUGGUCGGGACGCCGACUCGUAUGGUGCCAUGCCAACCGCUUCGGAUGAUUCGGCCAUCAACACCAAGAGCAAAAAGUCGACCAAGAAGGGCACUCCUGCUUCCGCUUCGAUCACCCACGCCACCGUCGAAUUGGAGAGCGCUCGUUCCAACGACACUGGCAUGACGCCGGCUGCUUCCUACGUCCGUCAGCAUCAGCUUCAGAUGCAGGCGCAGGCCGAGGCCGAAGCACGCGCCGCUCGGGAACGUCAAGAGGCCGAAGCGCGAGCACGUGAGGCAGGCGAGAACCGUCAAAAGAUGAUCGAAAAGGAGAAGGAGAGGCUCAAGUCGAAGCGAGGCUGGCGCAAGAAGUUUGGCAGCAGUGGCGGUGGCAGCAUCAGCUCCAUCACUUCCGAUGCGCCCUCCGGUCUCGAGACCACGUACGCCGAGCCGGAGCACUAUGUCGAUGCUUCCACAGGUCAGCAGAACGCGGACCCGCUCGUCUCUGCUGCGCCACCCCAGAUCGCCAUGCCGUACGAUGGAGACGGAGGCUUCGAUGCCUCGUUCGACAGCGAGCUGCUCGAGCCUCCGCACAUGCCGGCCGCUGGCGGUCUCGGCGGCGAAGACUCGGGUGACGAAUUUGAGACCGACAGUCUCCGUCAUUGGGGAGAGGGCAUCGAGAGGUCGCGUGCCAGUGCCGCGCAGUUCAAGAACCCUAGGAGCAUCCUCAAGAAAACGGCUUCGACCCCGGAUCUCUCGCUCGCUGGCGGAUUCGAGAAGCCGUUUGCUGGUCGUAUCCGCGCCAACUCGUACGACGCCCCGCUGGCCGCUUCGCCGACGACGCUGCAGCCCUCGAGCACCAUGACGCACAUUUCGAGCAGCACGGCUGGCGUCGAGCGUCUGGACGGUGUUGGCGCCAAGCCUGAGUCGCCCGCUUCUUCACGCCCUGGCUCUCGUUCAGGUGCCGAUGGUCCGGCGCGUUCUGCCUCGCCUGGCUCGAUCCAACAUGCUGGCGGCGUGCUGGGACACCACUCGAACUCGUCGAUGCCGACGCUGUCCUUGAUGAUGGAUCCCUCGUCCGACUUUAUGCCGCAACGGUCGGUGACGGCGCCUACGCAGGCCAAGAAGAAGCUCUCGUUCGCCGACGACCUCAUCUUCCACUCGACAUGGCCUGCUACCGUCUACGACCGACGCGGAGAGCAGGCGACGUGCAAUCGCCUCACGCCGCUGUUGGCGCAGCGCAUCAAGGAGGAGCUCAACACGUACAAGAUGGAAGAGAUGGCGGUGGCUCCUACGAGUCGCAUCUACACGCACUUUUUCGUCUGA
Kalmanozyma brasiliensis GHG001 is the source of this 2898-nucleotide messenger RNA. RefSeq lists its product as uncharacterized. Gene Ontology annotation, molecular function: actin binding. The coding region runs from base 1 to 2898 and encodes 965 amino acids. Lineage: Eukaryota; Fungi; Basidiomycota; Ustilaginomycetes; Ustilaginales. Gene Ontology annotation, biological process: actin cytoskeleton organization. The transcript has a single exon. The record is from RefSeq and is a predicted model, not a curated record.